AUGGAUACAACGAGCGGUCGACCAAGAUCCCCAUUAGACCUUCCACCUCCACCACCAUCCGCUGUUCUUCAUCCAAAUGCUCCUCCACCGCCACCACCGCCAUUGAGUUCGACAGAAAUUGUUGGUAACACAACUACCACAACCACAACUCACUAUACUCCAAAAGCUUGGAACGAUCCAUCAGUGACAACAGCUCCAAAGAUCCCAGUCUCUUCGUUGGUAGGAGCUGUGCCUCUUCCAAGCAUUUUGACACAGAAAACUAGUUCGUCUUCUUACACAGCCCCAUCCUAUCCAGCUUCUACAAUGAGUGGUGUUCCAAGUGAAAUCGCACCGCCUCCACCACCGCUAGUUCAGUCAUCAUCUUCAGCAGUCAGCUAUCAACACCAUCACACCUCUUCAAUUCCAAAGUCGAUCAGCUCGUCCCGCGAAGAUCUUCUCUCCGAGCACGCGACGUCCCGUUCGACAGUGCGCGAGAUUCCGGUGCACCGGGCACCAUCCACGGCACCAUCGCACAGCAGCGUCUUCGAUUAUCGCAUGAUGCCGACCACAACUACCACUUAUCAUCAUGUCGAGACACCAUCGGACGAAUACUACCGACGAGAAGUCAUGACGAGAACAAUUAUCACCAGAAGUACAGAAGCGUUGUCUCAGACACCUCUUGGAAGACCAACAUCACCUCUGGAGAGAUAUCUUCCGUACACCACAACGACCACCAGUGGAGACGGCAGAACUCGUGAGGAGAAAACUGUUGAUUAUAAGGUCACCUAUCAUCGCGAUAUUGAAGAGGAGGAACGACGUAUCAGAGAGGACCAGGCCCGUCGUCUACAAGAGGAACAAGAUCGUCGUGCACGUGAAGAAGAGGCUCGAAGACUUCUUGAACAGAGAACUCGUGAAGAAAUGCAACGUCUUCGUGAGCACCAAAGUCUAUCGGAAAGAGCUCUCGCUGAUAGAGAGCGCGCCGAUAAGGAUCGCCUAGAGAAGGAACGUCAACAACGUCAACAGCAAGAGAUGCUCCGUCGUGCUGAAUGGGAACGUCUCGAAGAACAACGUCUCGGAGCUGAAGAAGCUGAGCUUGCACGUCGUCGUGCUCUCGAGAAAGAAAGAUUGGAACGAGAGAAAGCUGAAGAGGAGAGAAGAGCCAUGGAACGCCUUCAAAGAGAAAAGGAGCGUCUCGAGAGAGAACGUCUUGAAGCUGAGCGUCGCGAGAAGGAAAGACUCGAGAAGGAAAGAAUCGAACGAGAGAGAAUAGAACGUGAAAGAAUCGAAAUCGAACGCAUCGAGAGAAUCAAAAAGGAGAGAAUCGAGCGAGAACGUCGUGAACGUGAAAAGGAAAAAGAGGAGGAGGAACGUCUUCUCAAAGAACGUCUUGAAUUGGAACGAAUAGAGCGCGAGCGUCGCGAGCUGGAACUUCGAGAGCGUCAAGAACUUGAGAUUCAACGUCGUGAAGCUGAAGAUCGUGAACGUCAACGUCUCGAAGACGAAGCUCGCGAAAUGCGCCGUCGUGAAGAUGAACGUCGUGAAGCUGAGCUUGUAGCCGAUGUACAAAGACAAGCCGAGGAGCGUGAACGUCUUCGCAAACGUCAAGAACGUGAAGAACAGGAACGCCUAGAGCGUAUCCGUCUUGAACAACAGAGAAUUGACAUGGAAAGAGCCGAUGCUGAGAGAAGAGAGCGUGAAAGAAAAGAAGAGGAGCGCCGUGAAUUCGAGCUUGUGGAGGCUGCAAAAAGAAAGAAGGAAGCUCGUGAUCGUGCUCGUCUCGAAGAAAUGGAGAACGAACGUCAGCGUGAAGAAGAAGAACGUCGUGAUAGAGAAAGACGUGAGCAGGAGCGUCGUAAUGCUGCAGAAAGAGAACGCAAGAGGAGACAAGAAGAGGAGGAAGAAAUCGCACGGCUUAACGAUCUCCAACGUGCCGCCGCUGCUCGUGCUGCUCAACGUAACGCUGAAAUCGAACGUCAACGUGAACGUGAUGAGUUGGAUCGCAGAGCUCGUGAACUCUCAGAGCUUGAGAUGCGCGAAAAGGAUCGUCGUGACCGUGAACGUGCAAUAGAAGAAGCUCAAAUUGCUGAUCUUCGUGACCGUGAACGCCGCAACCAGCAAAUUCGUGAAAACGAGAGAAGAGAAGCUGCCGAGCGUGAAGCCAGCCGUCGUUUGGAUGAUAGAAGAUCUCGUGACAAGUUGGAUCAUCUGGUCCGUGAAAGAACUGAGAAAGAAAAGUUCGAGAGUGAGAAGAGACGACUUCUCGCUGAGAAGGAGGCAAUGAACAAGAAGAAGCAUCAUUUGUUGAGCAGUGAGACCUUGGCCAAGCUCACCCAGCCAAUGUACUACACCACCACUCGCGAACCAGAAGUCACCACCAAAGUCGAAAGACAAGUCAUCGAGCGUGUUGAUCGCAACGUCUGGGUUGAGGACUUGCCAUAUCCAUCAAGCCAAAGUGCCAUCGGAUACUUGGACAACGAUGAGAACAGCCGUGACCGUAUGUACAACCCAAACGACUUGAACAGAAAUGGAUCUAGCAGAAGCCGAUACCAACGCGCCAAAACCGAGAAGGCUCGUCGCGACUUCUACAGCUCAUCGCAGGAUUCCGCAGAUCCAGUGUCUGACCGCUUCCGCAAAUCCAUUGAUGAUCUGACCACUCGCUCUCGCCCAGAAUACCGCGGACCACUUCUCCAAAAAUUCCAUGAAUCUGAGUUCCGCACCACUGCUCUAAAUGAAACCGACGGCCUGCCAUAUCGCAGAAUGGGACCAAGUCCAUAUGAACAGCCGUUUGCGAAGCUUCUGGAAGAGACUGAACGUCGAUACGCUCAAUACAAUAGCCGUGCCAGCAAUCCCUCGAUUUAUCAAUCCAGCCGUUAUUAUUAUCAGGAUAGGCAUGGUCAGCCAAAGCACACGGAGGUCAAUACACGUGCAGAAUCGGUAGUCGCUUAUGAGAGAGAUAGCCGUCGUGAGAGUCCAGCGGAUCAAGCACAUAUCAGAAGUCGUUCAGCUGAUUAUCUCAUGGAUAGAAGAAUCCGUGAAGAGACCGAGGUUCCAGAGAAUCAACUCCAGAAGACUCGUACAGAUGCACUUGAUCAAUCACCACGGGAAUCUCGCAUCUCGGAAUACGAAAUGCGUUUCCGUAAAUCUACAGAAAAGCUUACUGUACCAGACUGGUACCGUGAGAACAAGCCACAGAGUACCACCCAAACCACUACUUAUCGGUACACCAGUGGAGCUGAGCCAAUCACUACAACUACAACCACCACAUCCACAGUGAAUGAACCACGACAAGUACAGUAUGCCCCACCAGUUCCACCACAACCAGCUGUUGUUGGCAACAUUGGACUGCCACGUGGCAUGUUCGACAGAUACAAGGACGAUAUUGAGGAGCUCCGUCGUUCCCGUUCUUCUCUACACCAAACUAGCCAGGAGCCAUCGAACCGACAGGGAUCAACGUUGAGUGUCGGUGGUACUGUUUCCGACCAAGGACAUGCGCUUCCAGGCUACACAGUGUCGGAAGUGCCGAAUGCGUGGAACUUACAGACCAGCCGUACGUCUCGUGUUGUCGAGGUUGCCGACACCUUCGUUGGCACUUCUUCUCAUGAAUACGGAAACUUCACUAACCGAUACGGAGGUCGUGUGACAAUCGAAGAAGUUCUAGACUCCAUUUUCCAGAAAGUGGCUCCAACUGAUCCAAGAAGAUACGCAGCUCGGAGCUACCCUCAAGCUGACGAAUUAUUCCAAGGAUACUCGGAUGGACCAGGGAUUUACACAAAUAACUACAGCGUGAUGCGACAAGUGUUAAAGUCUCCAGAAAGAGCUGAGCACAUUCUACAAAACGAAGAGUUGUUCGUCAGAUGCACAGAAUGUCAUAGAACUCGAGAACUUUCUGCAGCUCGACUUUUCUUCGUGUCCUGCAAACAUUGCUAUACCUACUAUUGCUCCAGAGAGUGCAGACACAACAAUUGGCCGAGCCACUCUGGAAGAUGCUCAUUUGCUCGAAUUAACACAUUAUGCAAAGAUGUUAUCAUGAAAGUGCGCGAGGAUGAGCUAGCUCAAGGAUAUAUGUCGAAAGUUGCCAGAGAGGGAUUCUCUGUCAAUGGAAGAGGAAGUGUGAAUAUUCGAUUGUCAUCUCCACAACUCGCACAGGCAUAUGUGAGCAAUGGCUGGAAAGCGCUCUCCGCCUUACCAAUAACCCAACUUCUCUAUUACUACACUGUUAAUGAUUUAAUAGCUGAAAGGAAAGAACCAUCUUUGAUUGCUCUCUGCAAGAGAUAUGAACCAAGGGAGAAAUUCAUUUUGUCUGUUUCCAUCAUCGCUGAUAUCGAGCACUGCCCAACUACACCUCCACCGGAGACUCGCGAACUGUCUGCAGUCCAAUUUUCUUCUCCACGAUCCCGAUACGAGGCCAUUCAGAAUCAAGAUGGUCCAUACUUCUCAGAAGUCGCUCACAACGUUUAG
Messenger RNA from Caenorhabditis briggsae, 4437 nucleotides. RefSeq names its product Protein CBR-AJM-1 (gene Cbr-ajm-1). The record is from RefSeq and is a predicted model, not a curated record. Gene Ontology annotation, biological process: cell-cell junction organization. The coding region runs from base 1 to 4437 and encodes 1478 amino acids. Gene Ontology annotation, cellular component: apical junction complex; plasma membrane. The transcript has 20 exons. NCBI's taxonomy places the organism in Eukaryota, Metazoa, Nematoda, Chromadorea, Rhabditida, Rhabditidae.